This is a messenger RNA of Prosopis cineraria, 2789 nucleotides long. Its product is annotated as neutral ceramidase 1-like. Gene Ontology annotation, molecular function: N-acylsphingosine amidohydrolase activity. Lineage: Eukaryota; Viridiplantae; Streptophyta; Magnoliopsida; Fabales; Fabaceae. The record is from RefSeq and is a predicted model, not a curated record. Gene Ontology annotation, cellular component: extracellular region. Gene Ontology annotation, biological process: sphingosine biosynthetic process; ceramide catabolic process; long-chain fatty acid biosynthetic process.
UAGAUAGCCUCUCCUAAAUCUGAUGGUGUUGGAAGGAUAGCUUCGUGAGGGGCUGGGGAUAUUGUCAAUUUCGAAAGAUUCAAAUACUGGCAGUGUAGAAGCCAAUCGCAACACACCCAACCUUCGCUUGCUUCCCAAAGUCAGUCAUUUUCUUCCCUUUUACGCCACACUCGCCCUCUCGCUUUCCACUUCUUUAUCAUCUCUUGCAGCCACUUCGACAUCAUCAUGUUCCUGUAAGAUCGCAACCUCGUUCUCUGGCUGGGGAAUGAAAAGAACUGACUAAGCCUGAAAUCAGUUGCUUUUUGCUUUGAGUUGGGUGUGAUGAUGGAGUUUUCUUCCUGCUCUCAUUCGAGCGGAUGGCGGGCAUGUACGGCUGUGCGAGUGUGGACCCUUACUGUGAUCCUGCUGCUGAAGAGUGAUAUCAUCGUAUAUUCAGAUUCUGAUUACUUGAUUGGUCUUGGAAGUCAUGACAUUACGGGUCCUGCUGCUGAUGUUAACAUGGAGGGGUAUUCUAAUACAGAUCAAGUCGCGUCUGGGAUCCACUUCAGGCUGCGAUCACGUGCUUUUAUUGUUGCGGAGCCUAAUGGUAAGAGGGUAGCAUUUGUAAACCUUGAUGCUUGCAUGGCUUCACAACUGGCGAAAAUCAAAGUAAUUGAGAGGUUGAAGGCGAGAUAUGAUGACCUAUAUACUGAAAAGAAUGUAGCUAUUAGUGGAAUUCACACACAUGCUGGUCGGGGUUAUCUCCAAUAUGUUGUGUAUCUCGUAACAUCUCUUGGAUUUGUGCGCCAGUCUUUUGAUGUCCUUGUUGAUGGAAUUGAGAAAAGCAUUAUACAAGCUCAUGAAAAUCUUCGCCCAGGAUCAAUAUUUGUCAAUAAGGGAGAGCUCUUAGAUGCUGGCGUAAAUCGCAGUCCUAGUGCUUAUCUCAAUAAUCCUGCUGCAGAGCGAAGCAAAUAUAAGUAUAAUGUUGAUAAAGACAUGACUCUUUUAAAAUUUGUUCAUGAUGAAUGGGGCCCUGCUGGUAGCUUCAAUUGGUUUGCUACUCAUGGGACUUCAAUGAGCCGUACAAACUCAUUGAUUAGUGGGGAUAAUAAAGGGGCUGCUGCAAGAUUUAUGGAAGACUGGUUUGAGGACCAAAACUCUGGAAGAAAGGUCACUGUUGGAUUUGAAGAUGAUGGUCAUCCCAGAAGAAUCUCAAACAUAAUUCCGAGGCCUCAUGAUAAUCACCAUGAAUUGCUGGAACUUGCUGCCACCUUCCAAUCUCCUCCUGAGACGGCAAUUAAAACUUCAAGUGUUGCUAGACGUGUGAGAGGUGCUCUUAGGCAGGUUGAUAGGCCUAGAUUUGUAUCUGCAUUUUGUCAAUCAAAUUGCGGUGAUGUUAGUCCAAAUGUCCUUGGAGCCUUUUGUAUAGACACUGGACUACCUUGUGACUUCAAUCAUAGUACGUGCGGAGGGAAGAAUGAAUUAUGCUAUGGCCGAGGACCUGGUUAUCCAGACGAAUUUGAAAGUACACGUAUUAUAGGGGAGAGACAAUUUAGAAAAGCUGUGGAUCUCUUCAAUGGAGCAUCUGAACAGAUUAGAGGGAAGAUUGAUUUUCGACAUGCUUUUUUGGAUUUCUCCCAACUAGAGGUAGCCAUUAAUAAAGGAGGAGCUUCUGAGACAGUGAAGACAUGUCCUGCUGCAAUGGGGUUUGCAUUUGCAGCUGGAACAACAGAUGGACCUGGAGCCUUUGAUUUUAAACAAGGUGAUGAUAAGGGAAAUCCUUUCUGGAAACUGGUCCGAAACGUACUUAAAACUCCAACUAGUGAACAAGUAAAAUGUCAGCAGCCAAAACCUAUUCUGCUCGAUACUGGUGAAAUGAAGCAACCAUAUGAUUGGGCUCCUUCAAUACUUCCUAUCCAGAUCUUCCGGAUUGGGCAGUUCGUGAUUCUUAGUGUACCAGCAGAGUUCACAACUAUGGCAGGAAGGCGGCUUCGUGAUGCCGUCAAGACAGUUCUCAGCAAUAGUAAAGACUUUGGUGCUGACAUUCAUGUCAUUAUAGCAGGGUUGACUAAUACUUAUUCACAGUACGUGACUACCUUCGAAGAAUAUGAAGUGCAAAGAUACGAGGGUGCUUCCACAUUAUAUGGUCCACACACUCUGAGUGCUUAUAUUCAGGAGUUCCAGAAGCUUGCAAAUGCUCUUGUCAAGGGCCAACCAGUGGAACCAGGUCCACAACCGCCGGAUCUCCUGAGCAAGCAAAUAAGCCUUCUCCCGCCGGUGGUGGUGGAUGGAACCCCGCUUGGUGUAAACUUUGGGGACGUUAUCUCUGAUGUGCCUAAGAACUCCACCUUUAGGAGAGGCGAAAUGGUGACGGUUAAGUUCUGGUCAGCUUGCCCUCGUAAUGACCUUAUGACUGAAGGUACAUUUGCCCUUGUGGAAGCCCUCCAAGAUAAGGACACUUGGGUUCCUGCUUAUGAUGAUGACGAUUUCUGCCUCCGCUUCAAGUGGUCAAGACCCUCCAGAUUCAGCCCUCGGAGUCAAGCAACCAUAGAAUGGAGAAUCCCGCAAAAUGCAUCCCCUGGUGUGUACCGAAUCAGACAUUUUGGCGCGUCAAAGAGCUUAUUUGGUUCAAUCCGUCACUUCACAGGCUCAUCCAGCGCAUUUGUGUUAGCAGCAUAGUGGAAGCCUUACAGUUUAUAAUACCCUACACACCAUGUUUUGCACAAUGAAAGUGAUCACUUCUACUUAAUUUAUGAAUGUAUUGAAUUCACAGGAAAAAAGUUUUUUGAAGCUCUCAAAAGGAUUUACUA